Centropristis striata (black sea bass) is the source of this 2296-nucleotide messenger RNA. It is a transcript of the gene nrros, whose product is annotated as negative regulator of reactive oxygen species. Gene Ontology annotation, molecular function: protein binding. NCBI's taxonomy places the organism in Eukaryota, Metazoa, Chordata, Actinopteri, Perciformes, Serranidae. Bases 144 to 2204 code for a protein of 686 amino acids. The transcript has 3 exons. The record is from RefSeq and is a predicted model, not a curated record.
GUUCAGUGAGAGCAGGGGAAGGCAGCUGAACCUCACACACGAGAGCACGCUCUGCAGCAGAGAAUCAACCAGCGAUAUGGUCAGAGGAUCAACCGUCAGUGGCUUGGGAAAUCCUCACCUAACCACCAGUUGAGGAUGUUAAAAUGCCAGUCCACGGGCUCACUCCCAUCCUGCUCUGCCUGGUCCCCAUGUGGAGGAUCCUGGUCUCAAGUCAUCCACAUGCCAGUGUCAGCCAAUGUCAGCUGAUACAAAGAGGAGCUCUCUGCAACGAUGGCAACCUCUCGUCUGUUCCUGCAGGACUUCCAGAGAACCUGGAGGAGCUUCAGCUCAACUACAACCACAUUAAAACACUACAGGACGCCUCUCUGCUCCGCUACCCCUCAUUAAUCAGCCUCAGCCUGGCUCGGAACAGCUUGGAGAAAUUAGAAACAAACACUUUUCAAGGCACGAAAUUGUUACAAAACCUCAAUUUAGCAAAUAACAAACUUCAUAUUGGCUACCAUGAAACCAGCCACGCAUUAAGGACUCUGCCCCGGCUCCGAGCUCUGGAUCUCUCUCAGAAUGAGCUCGAUGAUGAAAUGACAGCCACUCUUCUCCAAAACCUGACGUCCCUGGAGUACCUCAAUCUGUCCGGAAACCUCCUGCAGAGACUGGAUGAGACCUCGUUCAGAGAUCUUUACCAACUCAAAGAACUCGACCUGCAGAGAAACGUAAUGUACGAGCUCGAUGGCGCCUUCGACGGCAAUCCCAAGCUCCAGAGACUCAACUUGGCCUUCAACUACCUGCCUUGCCUGACAGACUUCCACAUGACCCAGCUGAUGGUCCUCAAUGUGAGCCACAACUUCAUCGAGUGGUUCAUCUCCAGACAAGAUCUGAACGACACUUUCCUGCUGGAGACUCUUGAUCUAUCGGACAACAGACUGCUCUUCUUUCCUUUCCUGCCGAGCCACAGCCAUGUGAGGAACCUUUACCUGGACCACAACAACAUUAGGUUUUAUGAACACUUGGCAGACAAAAACACACAACCGAACUCGACCAAGACCGUCGAGUUCUACAAUUUGAAGAAGUACACGGGCAACGUGACGGCUCAGCUCUGGGACGAGGAUCUCCACGGUGACGUCUCCUCUCUGGAGAUUCUGGAUCUGAGAGUAAACCAGGUGGAGUAUUUUCCUCAAGGAUUCAUCCAGAAAAUGCAGACUCUGUCUAGACUUCGAAUGUGCACAAACUGUCUAGAAACCUUGAAUCUAACGUCCGAACAGUUCUCUGGCAGCUUGUAUGAGUUGGACGUUAGCAACAACAGGUUGAACCAGAUCGUAGCGGAUGGAGCUACGCUACAUACUCUCGGCAAUCUGACAUACCUUAACCUGAGCCUGAACAAUAUUGAGGAGUUACCCUCAGCAUUAUUUUCCUCAUUGCCAAGCCUCAGGUCAGUGGAUCUCAGUUAUAACAGCAUUGACAUAUGCCUUCCUGAGGAAGCUGAGAGCAGAACAGACAAUAGCUCAGCGUGUGCAGAAUGGGAAAACAUUGCAUCCCUGCGGCAGCUUUACCUUCAGGGCUGCAACCUAAAAACAAUACCAUCAUCUGCUUUUGCUGGGUUGUUUCUAACGCAUUUGGAACUGUCUGACAAUCCUGGACUCGUUGUCCAACAAUCAAUACAAAGUCUCAGCAGAACAUUACAGCAUCUAGGUUUAGCAAACACUCACAUAGAAGAUGUGGACUUGUCCCAUUUCCAAAGUCUAAAGUCUUUAAACAUUUCAAGGAACUCUCUUGUGCAGAUUCCCUCUUCACUUCUAAAUCUGGACCUGAAAGUGCUGGAUUUGAGGGACAACAGGUUGUCCACUAUCCCCUCAGGUCAUGCUAAUGCAUUAGCCCCCAAACUGCACACUGUUUUCCUCACAGGAAACCCGUUCGACUGCUGCCAAACGGAGUGGUUCAGGACAUUUGAAACAACAAAGACAAUCAAUAUGGUGGGACAAUCAGACAUUGAAUGUGAGGAUGUGUUCCAAGUGAGCCACAGAGUGGAGCACUCCCAGUCCUUUCUGUGCUUAGACACACGUGGGGAAUCUAUAUUCUGGUAUAUUCUGCUUUUUGUACCAAUCUGUCUGUCUUUUGUGGGGAUUUCGAUUAUUGUUCUGCUCACCUUCAAGCCGAAAAUGCUACAAAAGUCGAUCAAAAAGAAUUGUUUGAAGCCUACAUCUUACUGAUACUUUAUAAACCCAAAGCAAAACCAUAUUUGUAAAAUAUAUUUUUGAGAAAUGUAACUGAAUGUAUGAUGUAAAUAAACUCAUAUGACUGU